This is a messenger RNA of Vigna angularis (adzuki bean), 6156 nucleotides long. RefSeq lists its product as uncharacterized. Gene Ontology annotation, molecular function: zinc ion binding; nucleic acid binding. The coding region runs from base 135 to 5885 and encodes 1916 amino acids. The record is from RefSeq and is a predicted model, not a curated record. The transcript is spliced from 9 exons. NCBI's taxonomy places the organism in Eukaryota, Viridiplantae, Streptophyta, Magnoliopsida, Fabales, Fabaceae.
AAAAGGAGAAAAAUUUAAUUCCUCUGACAAAGAAAAACCCCGAAUUAAACCCUAAUUUGCGCCGGUUGCUUUAGCUAAGCAGCACCUUCGCCUUAUAAGUCCUCUGUAGUGUUUCAAUUCAUUAAGCUGAUGCUAUGGCUGUAAUCGAUAGCCAUGGCAACAAGUUGAGCGAGUCCUCCGUUAAUGCGGAGGAAAAUCCUCAAACACUAUCUUCUCCGGAACCUGGCGCCACUGUGAAGAGGGAGAAAAAGAGAAAGAAAAGAAACGAGGGAUCAAACGUACAGUUUCAGGCUGAGGUAUGCCCGAAACCCUUAGUAGACUCACCAUUUUCUCAAGAGGGAAAUGUUGAAGCCGCUGCAGAUAAUGCUAGCCCAAACCCCAAGAAGAAGAAGAAGAGGAUUAAGAAUGUGCAUGGUGAUCAACAACUUCAGGCAUCUGAGCCUUCAAUUGCGGUUUGUGUGGAAUCCGAUGAUACAAAGGGAGAAGGAGUUCGACAAGGUGAUGCUAAUGGUAACGGAGAUUUGCUCCCUAAACCCUUAUUAGAUACACCAGUCCCAAUUGUUUCCCAUCAGGAAAAUUCUGAAGGAACUGCAUUGAAUCCUGACGCAACCCCAAAAAAGAAGAGAAAGAAGAAAAUUUUGCAAAUUGCAGAGGAAACAUGUGACCCUUCAAUCCGGAUAGGUGUGGAACCUCAUGUUGCAAAGGAUGAAGGAUCACGAGAAGGUGAUGUUAAUGAUAAUGGGGGUUUGUACUCUAAACCCUUGGUAGAUACAUCAGUUCCAAUUGUUUCCCAUGUGGAAAAUGCCGAAGCAAAUGUACUUAACCCUGGCGCAACCCUAAAGAAGAAGAGGAAGAAGAAGAUUUUGCAAGGUGCAGAGGAAAUAUGUGAGCAUUCAAUCCGGAAAGAUGUGGAACCUGAUGUUACGGAGGUUGAAAGAUCACGAGAAGGUGAUGUUAAUGAGAAUGAGGGUUUGUGCCUUGAACCCUUACUGGAUAAAAAAAUCCCAAUUGUUUCCCAUGAAGAUGCUGAGAGAACUGCACGGAACCCUAGCCCAACCCCCAAGAAGAAGAGGAUGAAGAAGAUUUUGCUAGGAGCCGAGGAAAAAUACGAGCCUUCAAUUCGGAUACGUGUGGAACAUGAUGUUAAAAAGGAUGAAGGAUCACCGGAAGGUGAUGUUAAUGAGAAUGAAUGUUUGUGCCCUAAACCCUUAUUGGAUACACCAAUCCCAAUUGUUUCCCAUGAGGAAAAGGCCGAAGGAACUGCACAGAGCCCUAUCCCAACCCCUAAGAAGAAGAAAAAGAAAAAGAUUUUGCAAGCUGCAGAUCAAAUAUGUGAACCUUCAAUCCAGACAGGUUUGGUGCCUGAUGUUCCGAAGGAUGAAGGAUCUCGGGAAGAUGGGGUUGAUGAGAAUGGGGGUUUGGGCCCUGAUCCCUUACUGGAUACAAAAAUCCCAGUUGUAUCCCAUGAGGAGAAUGCUGAUGGAACCGCACAGAACCCUAGCCCAACCCCCAAGAAGAAGAAGAAGAAGAAGAUUUUGCAAGGUGCCGAGGAAAAAUAUGAGCCUUCAAUUCGGAUAGGUGUGGAACCUAAUGUUAAAAAGGAUGAAGAAUCACCGGAAGGUGAUGUUACUGAGAAUGAAUGUUUGUGCCCUAAAUCCUUAUUGGAUACACCAAUCCCAAUUCUUUCCCAUGAGGAAAAGGCCGAAGGAACUGCACAGAGCCCUAUCCCAAUCCCUAAGAAGAAGAAAAAGAAAACGAUUUUGCAAGCUGCAGAUCAAACAUGUGAACCUUCAAUCCAGAUAGGUUUGGUGCCUGAUGUUGCGAAGGAUAAAGGAUCACGAGAAGUUGAUAUUAAUGAGACUGGUGGUUUGUGCCCGGAGCCCUCACUGGAUUCAAAAAUUCCAUUUGUUUCCCAUGAGGAGAUUGCUGAGGGAACUGCACGGAACCCUAGCCCAACCCUCAAGAGGAAGAGGAAGAAGAAGACUUUGCAAGGUGUCGAGGAAAAAUGUGAGCCUUCAAUCCAGAUAGGUGUGGAAACUGAUGUUAAGAAGGAUGAAGGAUCACGGGAAGGUGAUGUUAAAGAGAAUGAGUGUUUGAGCCCUAAACCCUUAUUGGAUACACCAAUCCCAAUUGUUUCACAUGAUGAAAAGGCCGAAGGAACUGCAGAGAGCCCUAUCCCAACCCCUAAGAAGAAGAAAAAGAAAACGAUUUUGCAAGCUGCAGAUCAAACAUGUGAAUCUUCAAUCCAGAUAGGUUUGGUGCCUGAUGUUGCGAAGGAUAAAGGAUCACCAGAAGUUGAUAUUAAUGAGACGGGUGGUUUGUGCCCGAAGCCCUUACUGGAUUCAAAAAUUCCAUUUGUUUCCCAUGAGGAGAUUGCUGAGGGAACUGCACGGAACCCUAGCCCAACCCCCAAGAGGAAGAGGAAGAAGAAGAUUUUGCAAGGUGUCGAGGAAAAAUGUGAGCCUUCAAUCCAGAUAGGUGUGGAAACUGAUGUUAAGAAGGAUGAAGGAUCACGGGAAGGUGAUGUUAAAGAGAAUGAGUGUUUGAGCCCUAAACCCUUAUUGGAUACACCAAUCCCAAUUGUUUCACAUGAGGAAAAGGCCGAAGGAACUGCACAGAGCCCUAUCCCAACCCCUAAGAAGAAGAAAAAGAAAACGAUUUUGCAAGCUGCAGAUCAAAUAUGUGAACCUUCAAUCCAGAUAGAUUUGGAACCUAAUGUUGCGAAGGAUGAAGUAUCACGUGAAGGUGAUCUUAAUGAGAAUGGGGGUUUGUGCCCUGAACCCUUACUGGACACAAAAAUUCCAAUUGUUUCCCAUGAAGAGAAUGCUGAGGGAACUGCACGGAACUCUAGCCCAACCCCCAAGAGGAAGAGGAAGAAGAAGAUUUUUCAAGGUGCAGAGGAAAAAUAUGAGCCUUCAAUCCAGAUAGGUGUGGAACCUGAUGCUAACAAGGAUGAAGGAUCACCGGAAGGUGAUGUUAAUGAGAAUGAGGGUUUGUGCCCUAAACCCUUAUUGGAUACACCAAUCCCAAUUGUUUCCCAUGAGGAAAAGCCCGAAGGAACUGCACAGAGCCCCAUCCCAACUCCUAAGAAGAAGAAAAAGAAAAAGAUUUUGCAAGUUGGAGAUCAAAUAUAUGAACCUCCAAUCCAGAUAGGUUUGGUGCCUGAUUUUGCAAAGGAUGAAGGAUCACGAGAAGAUGGUGUUAAUGAGAAUGAGGGUUUGUGCCCUAAACCCUUAUUGGAUACACCAAUCCCAAUUGUUUCCCAUGAGGAAAAGCCCGAAGGAACUGCACAGAGCCCCAUCCCAACUCCUAAGAAGAAGAAAAAGAAAAAGAUUUUGCAAGUUGGAGAUCAAAUAUAUGAACCUCCAAUCCAGAUAGGUUUGGUGCCUGAUUUUGCAAUGGAUGAAGGAUCACGAGAAGAUGGUGUUAAUGAGAAUGGGGGUUUGGGCCCUGAUCCCAUACUGGAUACAAAAAUCCCAGUUGUAUCCCAUGAGGAGAAUGCUGAGGGAACUGCACGGAACCCUAGCCCAACCCCCAAGAGGAAGAAGAAGAUUUUGCAAGGUGCCGAGGAAAAAUGUGAACCUUCAACCCGGAUAGGUGUAGAACCUGAUGUUAAGAAGGAUGAAGGAUCACGGGAAGGUGAUGUUAAUGAGAAUGAGGGUUUGUACCCUAAACCCUUACUGGAUAUACUAAUCCCAAUUGUUUCCCAUGAGGAACAGGCCGAAGGAAUGGCUCAGAGCCCUAUCCCAACCCCCAAGAAGAAGAGGAAGAAAAAGAUUUUGCAAGAUGCAGAUCAAAUAUGUGACCCUUCAAUCCAGAUAGGUUUGGAACCUGAUGUUGCUAAAGAUGUAGGAUCACGAGAAGGUGAUGUUGAUGAGAAUGGUGUUUUGUGCUCCUUAUUGGAUACACCAAUCCCAAUCGUUUCCCUUACUGAAAAUGUUGAAGCAACCACACAGAUCCCUAGCCCAACCUGCAUGAACAGGAGUUGGCCAAGUGGUGAACAAAUAUGUGACCCUUCAAUCCAGAUAGGUGUGGAACCUGAUGUUACAAACGAAGAAGGAUGGGGAAGAGCUGAUGCUGUUGUGAAUGGGGGUUUGUGCCCCAAAACAAUAGACGGACCACUCCCAGUUGUUCCCCCCAAGGAAGAUGCUAUAGCAAUUGCACAGAACCCUAGUCCAAAUCCCAAGAAGGAGAAGAAGGAGAGUUUGCAUGGUGCACAGCAAAUAUGUGAUCCUUCCAUCCUGAUAGAUGUGGAAUCUCGUGUGCCAAAUGCAGAAGGAGGACAUCAAGGUUCUGAAAGAGCUGAGACAAGUACACAGAACCCUAACCCAACUCCCAAGAGAAAGAAGGGGAAGAAUGUGCAAGGUGAACAGCAACAACUUCAGAUUUGUGACCACUCAAUCUCGAUAGGUGUGGAAUCUGAUGUUAAGAAGGAAGGAGCAAAACAAGUUAAAGCUCAUGAAGUUGGGGUAUCAGGAAUAAGUGAAGAACACCCUGUACCUGAUUCCACAGCCCCAGAAGACACGGACCCGAAAAAGGAUUCUGUGAGGAAAAAAAAGAAAGCCCUUAAGUCUCAAGGGGCUGAAGCUGAAUCAGAACCAGAACCAAAGGAGUCCAAUAGCACAGAGAACCCUCAACAGUGCACCCUGGACCUGAAACUGAAAAGUAAGGUGAAGAAAGGGCCAGGAGCCAACGCUGAGAACUCUGGAGUGUGUUCUAAACCUGAAGUUGCACCCCAAUUAGACACAGCAGCCACUACGGCCUUAGAAAAGGCAGAGCUAAUUGAAGUUAACAUGGAGCAUUCUGAAGCGAGUUCUAAACCUGAAUUACAGCCCUCAAUAGACAUGGCAACUCAAAUGAAGGUCCAAAAGACAAAAAGAACGAGGGAAGAAAAGAAAAAAGAGACAAAUCCGAGCGAAUCACAUGUACAACAUCCUCAACCUCAAACUUGUUCUAACCAUGCACCUGCAGUUCGAGGAAUAAUUGAAGAAUGCCCUGGACCUGAAGGGGCAGAAUCCAGUGAUGGCAAGCCACCUGAAACGCCAGUCCAGGGAUUUUUAUAUCCUGCAGUAGCACUAUCAAUAGACCCUAAAAUCCCAGACCAAGCUUCCCGAAAAGACACAGCAACCCCAAUAGACCAAGAUCAGAAGGUGAGUAAGAAAAAUAAGAAGAGUAAUCAUGUAGCUGCCCCCUCAAUAGAGCCAACAAUUCAAACAGGUCAAGAUCCCCCAGUAGACCCUGCAACCCCAGUAGACCCAGAACAGAUGACGAAGAAGAAGAGUAAGAAAAGUAACAGUGCACUAAAAAACAAAGGGUUAGAAUCUGAGAAACGCAAUGCUGAUCUAAAUGCAGAAACCGCAGUUCAGAAAAUAGAAAGACCCACAGCCAAAAAAUCUAUGGGCAGACACAAUGCAGAACCAGCUGCUAAAAGCCCGGUUCGUAGAACUGAACAUCUCAAAGUCACUGAAUCUCCCUCUAAACGACAUGGUGAUAGUUCCUUGAGUUGCGAGGCAUGCCAACAGCUUGGUCACAGAUUAGAUCAAUGCAAGAGGUUGAGAUGUCUUUCCAAGAAAGAAGAAGUCUGCUUCUUUUGUGGUAAAAUUGGUCAUUCACUUGGAAAAUGUGGUGUCUCUCAAGCCGGGGGAAGGUUUGCGAAGUGCUUACUCUGUCAUGAACAUGGACACUUCGGCUAUAACUGCCCUCAAAGUGAAAAUGGAAAAAAGCGUAAGGAGCUUGUAGCAAAUGGGGCUUCCAGUGGAAGUGAAAUAAGGUCUGCUAAGUGCUCACUCUGUCAUAAACGUGGGCACCGCAGCAGUAACUGCCCCCAAAAUCGUCAUGAUCCAAAGGUGCUUGCAGUCAAUGGGGCCGUCAGCAGAAGUCGUUAAACAUCUUGAUAUGGACAAUUAAUUUGGUCAAGCAGCAGUGGAAACUAAAGGACAACCUCUUCCCGAAGUUUAAUGUGAGCAGUACGGUCUUUCUGAUGAGCACGAGUCAAUUUACACCAGUACUCCCGCACUCGUGGAUCCCAGUUCCUCUGCCUUAAGAUUUGAUGAUUAUAUCAUGUCUGUUAGACAUGAUUUCCCAAUUUUGGUAGUUUAAAAUUCUCUAUAUGUAGCAAACGGCAAUAUUAUUUCAGACCUUAUUGGGUUUUUCGUA